AUGCCACGAAUCCCCGAGAGCGCCAUCGAUGUCGAUCGAUGUCUCGAUGUUACAGGAUUCAGUUACAGCGCAGUCUGGGCCCGCGCAUACAUGGAGAACUACGAGCCGCUCGGCACGAUUGGCGAGGGCACCUACGGCGUGGUGCUCAAGGCGCGGCACAAGGAGACCGGGCAGAUUGUUGCCAUAAAAAAGUUCAAGGAGUCGGACGAGGAUGAGCAGGCGUGGUAG
Messenger RNA from Emiliania huxleyi CCMP1516, 228 nucleotides. RefSeq lists its product as hypothetical. The record is from RefSeq and is a predicted model, not a curated record. The coding region runs from base 1 to 228 and encodes 75 amino acids. The transcript has 3 exons. Gene Ontology annotation, biological process: protein phosphorylation. Gene Ontology annotation, molecular function: protein kinase activity; ATP binding. NCBI's taxonomy places the organism in Eukaryota, Haptophyta, Isochrysidales, Noelaerhabdaceae.